CUCGACCCUGAGCCCAGUUCCGUGGAUGUAGCAGAUACAACUAAAGAUAAGUCUGAUCCCAAGUCCAGUAAAUCUGUUCCUGAGCCCAGUUCCGUGGAUGUAGCAGAUACAACUAAAGAUAAGUCUGAUCCCAAGUCCAGUAAAUCUGUUCCUGAGCCCAGUCCCACAAAUACAGAUAAAAAUACAGAUAAAAAUACAGAUAAAAAUGCAGAUAAAAAUGCAGAUAAAAACACAGAUAAAAACACAGAUAAAAAUACAGAUAAAAAUAAUGAUAAAACUGUAGCCGAUGAACCUACACCCACAGGCUCAGAUUCGAUUUCUACGGAUGCGGCCGAUUCUCAAGACUCAACCCCCACAGGCCCUGCAGAUUCAAAAAAUCCGCAUUCUACGGAUUCUAUGGACUCUCAAGAUUCAAUCCCCACGAAGUCUGCGGAUUCUCAAGGUCCAACUCCCACAAACCCUGCAGUUUCACAUGAUCCAAUCACAACAGACCCUGCAGAUUCUUCAAAUCUCACGGAUCCUCCAAGUUCCAUGGGUCCUCAAGAUUCUACAGAUUCUCCACCAAGUCCUACGGAUCCUCUCACGGAUCCUCCAUCAAGUCCCACAGAUUCUUCACGUUUCAUGGGUCCUCAAGAUUCUACAGAUUCUCCACCAAGUCCUACGAAUCCUCUCACGGAUCCUCCAUCAAGGCCCACAGAUUCUUCAAGUUUCAUGGGUCCUCAAAAUUCUACAGAUUCUCCACCAAGUCCAUCAAGGCCCACAGAUUCUUCAAGUUCCAUGGGUCCUCAAGAUUCUACAGAUCCUCCAUCAAGUUCCACGAAUUCUCCACAAAGCACGGAUUCUCCACCAAAAUACGCGGAUUCUCUAUCAAAUCCCACGGGUUCUUCACCAAGUCUCACGAAUCAUCCAUCAAGUCCCACGAAUUCUCCACAAGGUCACACGGGUUCUCCAUCAAACUUCGUGGAUUCUAAAUCAGGUCCCACAGGUUCUUCACCAAGUUUCACGGGUCCGCCACCAGGUUCCAUGCACACAGAUUCGCCAUCAAAACCUACUGAUUCUCCAAAAAGCAUCAUGGAAAAUACAAAUCCUAACACAAUAAAUCAACCAAGUUCCACUGGAGAUUUAUUAAUUAAUCAACCAAGUCAUACGGCAAAUCAACCUAACAUUGUUUCCCAUCCAAGUUCCACAGAACCUCCAUCUAUCCAACCAAGUGCUCAACCAAGUUCACCUAAUGCUGCUGUGAAAAAUGAUCCUGCGGAUCCUACGAGUAGUGUAACGUCUGCCACAAGGGUUCAUUUUAACCCGGCUGCAAGUGUUACAUUGCCUUUGGAAACAAGCACCAAGACAGCUAACCGUCCAGUGUCCACUGAUUAUCCCUCUAAGAUUUUAACCCCAGAUUCAUCUUCGGACGUUCCACAAGAUUUUUCUAAAUUAAGCCUGACAUUGUCACCAGCUCUUUCAUGGGAGUCGGUGGUCAAAGAUACAAACAUUCCUGCUGCCAUAGAAAUUCAAAUUAAAAAUUCUGUCGCAGAUUCACUUGGAAUCUCUCCUGAUGAUGUAAAAAUUCUGAGCAUAGAACGUUGUGACAAUGAUGGUGUUAAGGUCAAUUUUGCAAUUCCCACGGAUUCUGUUGAUGAUUUGUCAAACAUUGUAAGCGAUAAAAAUAGCAGUUUUUAUCAAAACUCUCAAAUGUCUAGCUUAGUAGACGAAUUAGAGGUUAAUGAUAAUAGUGAUAACAAAAAAGGUGAAAAGACUGUACCAGCAGGAACAUCACAAAAUACAAUAUUAGUUAUGGGAGCAGUUCUUGGAUCUGCAUUUUUAUACACAGCAGCAACAGUACUGGCAGUUCGAGCUUAUAGAAAGCGUAAAGCUCGUUCUGAAGCCGAUAUGAUGGAUGGAAGAAGUUAUUUGGAAUAG
Messenger RNA from Racocetra persica, 1917 nucleotides. NCBI's taxonomy places the organism in Eukaryota, Fungi, Glomeromycota, Glomeromycetes, Diversisporales, Gigasporaceae. The record is from the annotation of a GenBank genome assembly.